Molecule: messenger RNA, 1026 nt
Organism: Gossypium raimondii (Peruvian cotton)
Lineage: Eukaryota; Viridiplantae; Streptophyta; Magnoliopsida; Malvales; Malvaceae
Exons: 2
Coding region: 1-1026 (341 amino acids)
Source: RefSeq, a predicted model, not a curated record
AUGUCGCCAGGCUCAUUCACAACUUGGACAGGGUUACAUAAAGCUUUCCUAGAGAAGUAUUUUUCGGCAUCAAGAAUAGGGUCAAUCAGGAAGGAAAUUUGUGGAAUUAAGCAACUGGUAGGUGAGUCACUAUAUGAGUACUGGGAAAGAUUUAAACGGCUAUGUGCGAGUUGUCCACAGCAUCAGAUUAGUGAGCAGCUCUUAGUGCAAUAUUUUUAUGAAGGGUUGACACCACAAGAUCGAGGAAUGAUCGAUGCAGCGAGUGGAGGUGCAUUGGUUGAUAAAACUCCUGAGCAAGCCCGAAAUUUGAUCGCUAAUAUGGCGCAGAAUACACAGCAAUUCGGUUUCAGGAGGUCUGACUUGGGUAAACGAAUGGAUGAAGGCCAGUCGAGCAUGAUGGAGGCUCAAUUAGCUAAUUUAACGGCUAUGAGGAGGUAUGAUCCAUAUUCGGCUACUUAUAAUGAGGGAUGGAGAGAUCACCCUAAUCUUAGAUAUCAAAACCGAGCUACGCCUCCAGGAUUUGAGCAGCAAAAUUCCCGACCAUAUAAUAUGUCACAACCAACCCAUCAAAACCCGAGUGCCGAAACCAAGACCCAUUCCAUGCUUGAACAAAUGAUGAAGAUGAUGGCUGACCAGAAGAAGGAAACCGAUGGAAGAUUUCAGUCUUUGGAAUCGGCAGCGAAGCAAUUGCAAACUAGAGCCUCGUCGACUGAUGUUAAUCUUGGGAACUUACAAGCACAGGUAAAUAAUCGGUUACCGUCACAGCCUGUGGCAAAUCCGAGGGAUAAUGUCAGUGCAAUAACCUUGCGAAGUGGGAAGGAGUUGAGAUUGAUACUAAAGAAGGUCCAAAACAGCAAUGAGGAAUAUGAAACUAAGGUAAAAAAGGUCCGAUUUAGUGAUAUUGAAGAGGAAAAUUUAGCCUUGCCAAAGGCUGAUUUACAACCGUCGCAAGCAGCUCCAAAGGAAGUAGGGAAAUCACGUUUACAACAGUCCACUACUUUGCAUGAUGUAGCAAAUUUUAAAUAG